Molecule: messenger RNA, 9453 nt
Organism: Coregonus sp. 'balchen'
Lineage: Eukaryota; Metazoa; Chordata; Actinopteri; Salmoniformes; Salmonidae
Source: the annotation of a GenBank genome assembly
AUGACAUACGGUAUUGUGGGUUUUCUAAUGUAUGUCUGUUUUUGUCUCUCUACAGUGAAAGCAGAAAAUAAGGACAAACAAGAGAAGGCCGAUUUCUUCCCCAAGAUGGAUAACUUGAACAUGUUUGAGAAGACAGAGAAGACAGAGAAGAUGAAGAAGACAGAGAAGACGGAGAAGAUGGAGAAAGAAGAUCAAUCUAAGAAAGUCGACAAUGCCGACAAGACAAAAAAAUCUGAGAAGAUCCUCAAAGAUGAAGAGAAGAUAGAUAAGACAGAGAAAAAUGUUAAAAAUGAAAAAGUGGACAAGCCAGAGAAGACCAACAAAGAUGAGAAGAUGGAGAAGAAAGAAAAUGGAGAGAAAACGGACAAGAUGGUUAAAGUUGAGAAGAAUGAAAAGGCUGGGAAAGGUACUGCAAAGUCUCCAACAACCAUCGGAAGCAAGCAGGACCUCACCAGCCCAGACAGUAAGGCCAAGGUAGGUCAGGGAAAGGCUGGGACAAUGUUACCAUUCAUUUCAGUGCAAGCUGCUUCUGCAACUGUCAAUGCUAUCUCGUGUGGUUGUGUGUGUGUGUGUGUGUGUGUGUGUGUGUGUGUGUGUGUGUGUGUGUGUUAGUGUGUGUUUGUAUGCACACGCUUAUGUGCUAUUUCAAAUUUAAAAGAGUUAUCUAGCCUGCUGCUAGAACUUGCUCUGCUGAUGCUCCUGGUUUGAUUAUGAUUUGUGGUUUAUAGUGAAUGCUGCCUCUGCUGCUUUACCAUGCUGUCAUUGCCAUCUCUUGUAUGCUUUGGUUUUCUUAUUUUCUCCUUUAUCAUGUGACGUUGUUGUACAGCCAGCUGUUGGGUCAACCAAACCAAACUCUGCCAAAACACGGCCCACCACUCUGUCCACUGGGGAUGCAGCUGCCCCCCCAAAACGUUCCUCCCCCACCUCCAGCUCUGCCAAUAAAAAAAGUCCUGUUACCAAGGCAACCACUCCCACUGCUGGCACCAAGCGGCCAACUGCCGCUGCCAGUCAAACCCCUACAGCCACCAAGUCCAAGGUGAGUCCCCUCCCACUCCCACUUCCCUCACUGGUGUCUGUGCUCACUGGCCUUCCCUCUUGUGGUUGGCACCUUGUCCCCGUUCCCUCUGUUUGGCUCUGCUAUAUAACUGUCCAGUGUCCACCACCUGACUCUCACUCACAGUUUGUGGACCACCAACUCCCUGCACUAUAACCUUUGUCUCGUCUCGUCACCAUGUAGUCCUACCAACUGAAUAUUUUCUAUCACCUCCCAGAAGAUCCCAGCAUGCAUUUCCAAUAUCUCCUUUCUGUUUGUAAUCUUUACUCCCUUCAUUUCUUAAUCAAUUUCCAUUUAGUGUGUUUUGUUUUAUCAGGCACCGAUCUAUCUUUUCCCUCAGCCUUCUCCAUCUCCCUUACACCUCUAGUUGCCUCUCCUAACCAACCCUCUCUUUGUCCAGCGCUCUCUUCCACACCACACCCUUCUCUGAUUUCCUGUUUGCUUACUCAGACUCCGGAAAACGGCACUUCUGACAGACGUCCUCCUGUGCCAAAGGCCAACGGCACGGCCAAUAAGAAUAGUUCCUCUACUACCGCCACUACUAAACCUGCAGGUCCACGCCCCUCUGCUAGUGCCCCCUCUCUGCGCCGCAACACAGGUGAGCACUAACUCUGUACAGUGCAAGCUUACAUGCUUUAAGGUGCUUUAUUCUUGAUGAUGGUGAUAUUCAAUAAGCCAAAGUCAGAAUUCCAUGGUUAUCCCUAAAUUAAUACAAUGUCCACUAGUCUUAAUCAUGUAAGGUGAGGUUGGUUAUGUUCUAUACCCUACAGUUCCCAAGACUGAUAUCAAGCCAGGUGACGUGAAGAAGCCUAGUACACUGAAGACAACACCAGGUAACAACGAACCAACAUGCACAAUCUAACCCAAGUAUCUCAGUAUACAACUAAAAUACCCUGGAGUUGAAUGUGUUCUUUGAAAUUGGAAGGACAGACAAAUGUAGUCUGUUAUAAUCUCUCCUGACAGUGUCAUUAUGACUACACAGAGAGAGACAAGCACAGUGCGUAAGUGAUGCUAGGAGACAGACAGGGAUGUAGAGGGAGACAGACACUUAGUCUCAACAGUAGCUCCAGUUCCUGAAAACACUGACUAACACCUCAGGCCUGUCAUGUCCUCCUCUGAGAUAUUCAUUAGCCAUUGAAUCAGAGGCCGCUGACACAGCCUUGGAAAACCCACUACCAGAGACCACAGUAUCUACUGUGUGUAGGUAGCAGUAGUGUUGUUCCUUAUCCUCUCCCAUGGGGACUAGUUAUCUUCCAGCCCAUUGUUUCCUAGUGAAUCAUUGUUGUUAUUGUUUUAUGUGUGGGCUCAGCUCCAGCCCUUAGAGGGUAUGGUUCAAUGGUUCCUCAUGCCCUUUGUCUAUUUCUAUCACUGCCCCAGCCAAGCCCAAGGUACCUCACACUUCUGCUACUGCUCCAAGCACUCCUGCAACCAACGGGGAGCAGCCUCGCAGACGCAUCACCAAACCCCCGGUGCCCAAGCAGACGGCUAUGGAGAGGAAGCCACCUGUACCCAGAGCUCCUAGGACUCCCAGGACCAUCAACGCACCCCUGCCAGACCUGAAGAAUGUGCGCUCCAAGAUCGGCUCCACAGACAACAUGAAGUAUCAGUCUACCGGCGGCAAGGUGCGGUAACAUGGGAUAGAGAUGUACUGUACAUGAAAGCUUUGGGAAAUAGGUCUAUUUAAGAGGACCAACAUGAGUCAUAGACAUUUGUGUAUUGACAGGUCUAUCGUGCCUUCGAUGCUGUCAAAUGCCAUUCAAAGCAGGGGUUUUGUCACAAGCAAAUUCUCAUUACACAUCAUACAAAUUCCAUAUUAUCAAAAACCUCCUCACCUCUCCACUGCUACCAUAUAAAAGGUCUUAUACCACCAUCUCAUUAGUCAUUACCGACAUUUAUGGCUUCCUCAACUAAAUAGGGACACAAUGCAUGCUAACCGUGGAGAAAACGACACUAUAUAUACAAAAGUAUGUGGACACCCCUUCACAUUAGUGGAUUCUGCUAUUUCAGCUACACCUGUUGCUGACAGGUGUGUAAAAUCGAGCACACCGCCAUGCAAUCUCCAUAGACAAACAUUGGCAGUAGAAUGGCCUUACUGAAGAGUUCAGUGACUUUUAACGUGGCACCGUCAUAGGAGGCCACCUUUCCAACAAGUCAGCCCUGCUAGAGCUGCCCCGGUUAACUAUAAGUGCUGUUAUUGUGAAGUGGAAAAGUCUAGGAGCAACAACGGCUCAGCCGCAAAGUGGUAGGCCACACAAGCUCACAGAACGGGACCGCCGAGUGCUGAAGUGCGUAACGCGUAAAAAUCGUCUGUCCUCAGUUGCAACACUCACUACAGAGUUCCAAACUGUCUCUGGAAGCAACAUCAGCACAAGAACUGUUCAUCAUGAAAUGGGUUUCCAUGGCCGAGCAGGCGCACACAAGCCUAAGAUCACCAUGCGCAUUGCCAAGCGUCGGCUGGAGUGGUGUAAAUAUUGCCGCCAUUGGAAUCUGGAGAAGUGGAAACGCGUUCUCUGGAGUAAUGAAUCACGCUUCACCAUCUGGCAGUCCGAUGGACUAAUCUGGGUUUGGCGGAUGCCAGGAGAACACUACCUGCCCGAAUGCAUAGUGCCAACUGUAAAAUUUGGUGGAGGAGGAAUAAUGGUCUGGGGUUGUUUUUCAUGGUUCGUGCUAGGCCCCUUAGUUCCAGUGAAUGGAAAUCUUAACGCUACAGCAUACAAUGACAUUCUAGACGAUUCUGUGCUUCCAACUUUGUGGCAACAGUUUGGUGAAGGCCCUUUCAUGUUUCAGCAUGACAAUGUCCCUGUGCACAAAGCGAGGUCUAUACAUAAAUGAUUUGUCGAGAUCGAUGUGGAAGAACUUGACUGGCCUGCACAGAGCCUUGACCUCAACACCAUCAAACACCUUUGGGAUGAAUUGGAAUGCCGACUGCGAGCCAGACCUAAUCGCCCAACAUCAGUGCCCGACCUGACUAAUGCUCUUGUGGCUGAAUGGAAGCAUGUCCCUGCAGCAAUGUUCCAACAUGUAGUGGAAAGCAUUCCCAGAAGAGUGGAGGCUGUUAUAGCAGCAAAGGGGGGACCAACUCCAUAUUAAUGUCCAUGAUGUUGGAAUGAGGUGUUCAACAAGCAGGUGUCCACAUACUUUUUGUCAUGUAGGGUAUCUGUCUGUCUACUUAUGCCUUUCUGUUUCUCUCUCUGUUAUCUCCCCUUUGUUUCUCUCUUUUCCUCUCUGUAGCUUUUGGUUUUCUCUCUUAUCUCGCUCUCUUUUCUCUCUCUCAUCUCUCUACAUUACAAUUGACAGCUGCCUUCACUCAUUUGGCUGACUGAUACUGUCACCUGUAUUCGUAAGAUCACUCUGAAAAGAGAAAUGCUUUCAUACAGAUGACCGUCUUGGAAAAUAGCCAUCAUAUUCAGUCUUUACUGAUGGCAUAGCUAACCUAGAAUUGUAUGUUUGCAUUCUGGCAUAGGUUGUGACUGUGUCCAUCCACAAAAGGUUACCUGUCACAGUGAUGUAUGCAAAAGGGAGACUCCACAGAAACAAAUUCUCAACACAUUGUUUCAGAAACAGCCCUGCACACACUUGCACUAAUCUUGCCUGAGCCAAUGCCUAGACUUUGGCUUAUCGAGCCAAUUAAUUAUUCUGGCAUGCAGGAGACCUAGGUUUGAAACCUGUCAGUCACACAGACCAGUGGUGUAGCCUCAAAGCAGAGCAGUUCCCUCCAUCCAUCCAUACACCCCACCACACCACAUUCUCCUGAGCCCUGACUGGUAGUACUGACCCAGGGCCCAGGGCAGCCCUGUCUCCUGGUAUUGACCCAGGGGUGGUUGUCUCCCCUCAGGUCUCCUCGGCGGGGGGUUCCCAAUCCAAAGACGGCCAGGGCAAAGUGAGUCCCUACCAUCGGCAUCAUCACACACCCCUUGCUCAUUCUCACCCAUGUGCUCAACCACUCUCUCUCCUCCGAUAUCACACUGAAGGAAAUUACAUAAGUGGAGCUUUUUUGUCCACUGACUAUUUGAACCUAUCUGUACAUGCAGAAACACAUACAGACACAUCGCACACUCCCACUCUAACAUACUCACAGUCAUGCACAUCCUCACCUUUUCUUCCUCUUCAUGAUAGACUGUUGCUUUCCGGUAUAAAAUGUGAAUGGUUGUGGACAGUGUACUCCAAGUCUCUGUCUCCCCUGAAAUGCACAGCUUAACUGACAGACAGAAAGAAAAACAGACAGAGAGGAGAUGACCUUGCCAUCAUCCACCUGACCUCUACAACCAUGGCACUACCCAUCCCAGUUAUUUGGCACAGAAACCUCAUGAACCUCCUCAUGAAAUAACACCACAGUGACCAUUGUCCUGCGCUUGUCCUCCCACCUGGUACAUUUAGAAGAGCCCUGAGCUUGAGUAUUUGAGAGUGUGUUGUGUUUACAUUUACAUUUACAUUUACGUCAUUUAGCAGACGCUCUUAUCCAGAGCGACUUACAAAUUGGUGCAUUCACCUAAUAGCCAGUGGGAUAACCACUUUACAAUAUGUAUUUUUUUUUUUUUCUUUGGGGUGGGGUAAGGGGGGGUAGAAGGAUUACUUUAUCCUAUCCCAGGGAUUCCUUAAAGAGGUGGGGUUUCAAGUGUCUCCGGAAGGUGGUGAGUGACUCCGCUGUCCUGGCGUCGUGAGGGAGCUUGUUCCACCAUUGGGGAGCCAGAGCAACGAACAGUUUUGACUGGGCUGAGCGGGAACUGUGCUUCCGCAGAGGUAGGGGGGCCAGCAGGCCAGUGGUGGAUGAACGCAAUGCCCUCGUUUGGGUGUAGGGACUGAUCAGAGCCUGAAGGUACGGAGGUGCCGUUCCCCUCACAGCUCAGUAGGCAAGCACCAUGGUCUUGUAGCAGAUGCGAGCUUCAACUGGAAGCCAGUGGAGUGUGUGGAGGAGCGGGGUGACGUGAGAGAACUUGGGAAGGUUGAACACCAGACGGGCUGCGGCAUUCUGGAUGAGUUGUAGGGGUUUAAUGGCACAGGUAGGGAGCCCAGCCAACAGCGAGUUGCAGUAAUCCAGACGGGAGAUGACAAGUGCCUGGAUUAGGACCUGUGCCACUUGCUGUGUAAGGCAGGGUCGUACUCUCCGAAUGUUGUAGAGCAUGAACCUACAGGAUCGGGUUACCGCCUUGAUGUUAGCGGAGAACGACAGGGUGUUAUUAUUAAUUAAUUAUUAUUAAUCUGGGUUUACUUUUACGUAAUUUACCCUAAACCUAUUUUACAGUCCUAUUAGUAUGAUUCAAUUAAGGAUUAUAAUGGUAAGAUAAGCAAUUCAGAAACAACCAACUGGGCACAGACAUAAUUUCAACAUCUAGUUUUGAUUUACAUUUGGUUGAGAUGUCAAGUAAUGUGAAUUUCAAUGUGAAAUCAACAAAAAAUGUCACCAUGUCAUUGGAUUUAGGUUCAAAUAUGAAACUUUUUUUGCAAAUUCAAUCAGUUCUCCACGUUGAUUCAACGUCAUCAGAUGUUAUUUUUUGGUUGAAAUGACGUGGAAACAACGUUGAUGCAACCAGUUUUUGUCCUGUGGGAAGCACUUGCUGCUGUCUUCUCAUCAGCUGAGUGAUAUAGCAGAGAAGCCUCUGGUUAUCCAACACCUGUGAGUUGAGUUCAGUAAGAAAUGAGCUGGAGGCAGUGUGAGCAAGCAGUUGGAAAUAACAGACCUUGGCUGUGGCCUUGUGUUUUAGAGGGUGACUCAGCCUGUCUGCGCUGCUAACUGCGUCACAGAGCCUCAAACUAAUCUAAACACCAGGCAUCUCAGUAUACAAAGCAAAAAGGAAAUGGAGAAAACAGAUUAGUGCUUUUCAUUCAAGGUUUUUGAACAGCAGUUCCGUUCCUUCGCAGAGUGACGAUGUUUUGAAAUCAGCAUUUGAUAUCAGGGAAGAGAUGGCUGGCUAGCGUGCAUGUGCGUGUGUGUGUAUUCUUUUUGUUCAUAAACACUGCUAUAGUUAUCUACUUUGAUCAGCCACAUCUAGAAUUGGAUGAUAUUUGAGGUAAUUUGCAGCAUUCUGACUGUUGUGUGACUGACUUUACUUACUAUGUGUAAGAAUGAGUUAACAACAUACUGUAUGCUCUUUAGAUUGCUUUCACUUUUCAUCCUGGCUGCUCCUCCACCACCCUCCACUAAUUCUAGACUCACCAUAGUGAACCGUUCCCUCUGCUACUGUGCUUCUUUGUAGGUUAUGAUAGUCCACAAAAAACUGGACUUCAGCCAUAUCACCUCCCGCUGUGGCUCCAAGGAUAAUAUCAAGCAUGUCCCUGGUGGAGGGAAUGUAAGUACAACACAUGGGGCUCCCAUAUGGCUGCUGACUCUUUCCCCAUAUCCCACUGACAUGCUCGAUUGGACUGAAAGGAAGUCAGCCCCAUUUGUAAUAGAGUAAAGUACUAACGUUCUCGUCAUUCUAAUUCUAUGGUCAGCCCCAUUGGCCAGCCUAGAUAUAAUGUUAGGUCCGAGUGCUGUGCUGUUUGUGCAAACUGUCUCACCCAACUAACCAGCUUAAGAGAUACUAGCUUUCUAUUUGCCUCUUUCACUCUCUUUUACAUUGCAACAAGUAUGACAUUUCCUUAUUAAGUGACAACAAAAUCUAUUUAAAUGGAUACUUAAAAUGCCCACUUCUCCACUUUACACUAGAGUACUCAGCUUUUUCUUUUUCCAAAUGUCAUAAUCAGUGUUAUACUGAUGGGUGAGAAUGAUUCAAGGCAUUGUGUGAGAAUUUCAGAGUGGGUGUUGUUUCAUCUUUGCCAUUCAUACUUCAACGUUUGUGUUGUUUGUUUGGGUGCAUUCAGGUCCAGAUUCAGCAUAAGAAGGUGGACUUGAGCAAAGUGACCUCCAAGUGUGGCUCUAAGGACAACAUCAAGCACAAGCCAGGUAGACGUCUUAUGAUUUAGGAAAUAAUGCUUGCAUCCUAAAUGGCACCCUAUUCCCUACAUAGUGCAGUACUUUUGACCAGAGCGUCAUUGGCCCUGCUCAAAAAAAGAGUGGACUGUAUAGGGAAUAGGGUUCCAUUUGGGAAGCAUCCUAUACCAAAUGAAUUCUCUUCUUACGCCACUUGUAACUAAGGUGUUCCCACUACAGGGGGUGGAGAUUUGAAGAUUGAGGCUAAGGCCAAUGGCAAGCCCAAGGUGGGGUCAAUGGACAAUAUUGGCCUUGAGGCAGAUGGUGGACAAAACAAGGUAAGGUCACAUUUUUUGUCAUUUAGCAGACGCUCUUAUCCAGAGCGACUUACAGUUAGUGCAUACAUUUUCAUACUGGCUCCCCGUGGGAAUCGAACCCACAACCCUGGCGUUGCAAGCACCAUGCUCUACCAACUGAGCUACACGGGACCAUUCUCUUGUAGUCACAUAGCCAUUUAAAUUUUUUACCUAACCAGGAUUUGGUCUGUUUGAGGUUGUGGUGGUGGAAACAUGUUAUUUGAACAUGAUGGUUGCCUACAUACAGAGAGCAAUUUCAUCCUGUUAAAACAAGCCGUGUCAUCAUGCUCUAACCUGUUUUUCCACUAGAUGGCAUUAAUGAAUACCCAGCCUUUCAUAGCAACACAACCUAUAAAGAAAAGAUCAUUGAAUUUAUAGGAAUUUAUACACACUUUUUAAAUUAACCUGUGUGUAUCAGAUUCUCAUGUCUAAAACCCUGCUGCUAACGUGUUUCCAGGCUGGAGGGAUGCAGGAGAAAGCUGAGGGGAAAACAUCUCCCCCUGGUGGAGCUCCAACCACAGGUGCAGGAAGCAUGGCUAAGGAGAACGGACAUAAGGAGGCCACGCCUCAUCCAAAUCCCUUUGCGGGUGAUGGGCUGCGGGACCCGAUAGGCUUGGGCAUGGACAAACGUAUCCCAGAGACAAGUAGGUGCCUCUUGCCCCAACAAACACCCUGUGGUCUUUCUCAAAUCUCACUUUCACUGUCAUGCAAUCUCAGAGCAUUAACUUUGAGAUGACCUCCGUUGCCUGUCUCACGUUGCUUAUUGGGUUUCAUGUCACUGCUGAGUGCUCAGAUGAUAGAUAACUGAUUGUUGUGAAGUAGGCUAGUUUUUUGCCUCCUGCAAAUACUGUAUUCAAAAAAUGUGUAUGUUAUUUUAUGCCAUUAGUCUAACCAGUUAACUCCCUCCUCUACUCUUUCUCCUCCCCUUUUCUCCACUGCUUCCUGUGUCCCACUCUGUUUAUCUGCCUGCAGAUUGAGUCUUGCAAGCUGAGCUUUCGCAAGAGUGCACGGGCUCGCACGAACCACGGCGCCGACAUCAUCUCCCGGCCCACCCCGAUUGGCAGCCACCCCUCACCCUCAUCGCAGCACCUCUCUCAGUGUUUCUCUGGGGUCCGCCAGCUUUCUCCUCCACACCCUCCAGCUCCAACCCAGCCCCUUGUCACCCAGCCAUGGGCCAGGGGGAAAACUACUGA